GUUUCAAAUCAUGCUUUUAGUCUGGUGACACAUAAUGGGCCAGUGUUGUUGUCAGUGAAGUUUGUACUUCCCCUGGAUGGGCUUUUUUGCGUGCUGACUCAUGAAUUGGAGCCGUGUGAGAAGAGCGCACGCAGCGCAUACAGGGCAGGGCAGCGCAAUGGCGGCGCGAGCCCAGCAGCAAGCAGACAUCUGGCUUGGAUUGAUUUCUUUUGUCGCUGCAGCUGCCACUUAUCUCUUUCCUUCUUGCUUUUGGGAGACUCGUCGACUCAGGGAGAGGAAAUUCCACUGGAGCUCUCCACUUGCAAGUGGGCUUGGUGUCGGAGCAGAUCCCAUACGAGGGCUGACCCACUUUACUUUCAUAACAAGUGGACCAUGCAUUUGCCACCUCGCUCUUCUAUCAUUCCGCUAUGAGAGAGACUCUGAAACGGUCAUUUGAAGUGGAGGAAACGGAUUCAUCCACGCACCACUCGCCUCUGUCCCGUCGCACCGCCAACAAUCCCCUCCGCUCAUCGCUCUCCUCCACGUCCAGCCAAAGGAGUUAUGACCUUAGUUCCCGCAACUCUGACUACUACGCCCCCAAAUCAUCUCCCUCCGCCGACGCCUCCAAUCCACGCUCCCCCAAAACGGGCAUGAGGCGUACGGAGUUAUCGGGGGCCCGCAACCCCGACGCGGCGGCGGCGGCGGCGUCUUCUCGCCGCACGGAAAUCUCCAUCGAGGUCUCCUCCAAGCAGAUCGACAACUCGCCCAGUGCCGGCAUCACUCGUUUUGGCCUCAGGCGACCCGAGGCGAGCCUGGGCAGUCGGAGCGCCCCGCCUGACGGUUCCCCCAAUCCCGUCUCCGGUUCCACGAGCAGACGAGCCAACGAGCCACCCGCGCCUCCCAGGAGGGUGGACUCCCAGCCCUCGUCCGUCGCGCCGGUCUCUCGGAUCCCCGAGCCGCUUCAGAGAAGAGCGGAGCAGCAGCAGCAGCAGCAGCAGCCGUCGUCCACCUUGGGCGCGGUGGAGGUGACCCGGAGGCCUGAGAUUCCCAGCUUCAGACAAGCGGACGCAGGAGUGGAGAACAACAACCACCUGCCACCUCCUGCGCCCAGUGCGCCUCUGCCCUGCCUGGCUGACGGCAGCAGGAGCAGGGUGGACUGGCUGCCAGACACCCCCAUGACGACUCCACCUACGGAGCGCUCAGAGGUGAUUGGCAGCUACACCAGCACCAGCACCAGCAGCAGCAGCAGCAUCAGCAGCAGCGCCAUGACCGACACGGCGGUACCUGACGCCACGGUGGCGGCAGCGUACAGCGACAGAGCACCCACGGGCCCUGUGGUGGACUUCACUUACGUGGGGAUUGACGCCAUCUUGGAGCAGAUGAGGAGGAAGGCCAUGAAGCAAGGCUUUGAGCUCAACAUCAUGGUUGUAGGACAAAGUGGCCUGGGCAAGUCUACUCUGAUGAACACGCUGUUCAAGUCCAAAGUCAGCCGCAAGUCUGUGACGGCCACCGCCCAGGAGAAGAUCCCCAAGACCAUCGAAAUCAAAUCCAUCAGUCACGACAUCGAGGAGAAGGGAGUGAGAAUGAAGCUGACGGUUAUUGACACACCUGGCUUUGGAGAUCAGAUCAACAAUGAGAACUGCUGGCAGCCCAUCAUGAGAUUUAUUAACGACCAGUACGAGGCAUAUCUGCAGGAGGAGAUAAACAUCAACAGGAAGAAGAGGAUCCCGGACUCCAGAGUCCACUGUUGCAUAUACUUCAUCCCGCCUACUGGACACUGUCUGCGGCCUCUGGACGUGGAGUUCAUGAGGCGUCUCAGUAAGGUGGUCAACAUCGUUCCGGUGAUUGCCAAAGCGGAUACGCUCACCUUAGAGGAGCGGGACUUCUUUAAAAAGAAGAUCAGGGAAGAGCUGCGAGCCAACGGGAUCGACAUCUACCCUCAGAAAGAGUUUGACGAGGACACCGAGGACCGAACGAUCAACGAGAAGAUCAGGGAGAUGAUUCCGUUUGCCGUCGUGGGCAGCGAUCAAGAAUACCAAGUCAACGGCAGGAGGUUGCUGGGGAGGAAGACCAAGUGGGGAACCAUUGAAGUGGAAAACAUAGCCCACUGCGAGUUUGCCUAUUUGCGGGAUCUACUCAUCAGAACCCACAUGCAGAACAUUAAGGACAUCACCAGCAGCAUCCACUACGAAGUGUACCGCGUGAGGCGCCUCAACGAGAACAACACGGCCAUGACUCACAGCAACGGCGUGCCCGACCGUCACCUCACCGCCCACGAGAUCUAGAACCCACCCGAUCCGAGACUCAAGUCCCUAAUUUGCCCCUUCCCGUACAGAAACAAGCCAGCCUGCCGAGAGUGGCUGUCGUUUGCUUGCGGUGACUUUUUCUUACAGUGGUGGACAACAAGAGUGAGACAAUCUUUUUUUUCUUUUUCCUACCCGCAGUUGCUGCAACUUUUACUUUUUUUGUAACACCAACAAUCCUUAUGGAUUCACUCCAAGUGCCAAAAAGGAGCCGACACUCCAAACUAAUCAUCCACCUUUUUAUCUUUCCCGCGUGUCUCGUAAGGUGGUCUUUGGGUGCACGAAAAAAAGGGCACAUAUGUCUGCAUUGCGCUCAUUUCCUGCCACAAAAUGCCUUUGUGCUUUGGUUACACGUGGCUGGCUUCCUGUUAAACAUGGACCUUGGUGUCGUUUGAAUUCGGACUUCAAAGUGCCACUCUGGGAAAAAUAUCCAAUAAGAGUGACUACGUAUUUAUGCACCCACCAUGUCAAAUGUGAAUACUGUUGGUCCAUUUCUUCACAUCGUUUCCAAAACAGUCGUGCGAGGCUCAGUCGACGGAGGAUGUUUAGGAUGCAGCGUUGGCUGCAUUUAAACACGCUCCCAUUGGUCUUAAACACGUCAAGCCCAUUUGAGUCGAUAUAGCGAGCGGCUAUGCCACUUUCAUUCUUGCUUCCUGCUGUCAUAUUCUUGUGUAUUCUUUGUUUGUUUUUUUUACCUGUAUUAUUGAUAACAAAGUGUCCUUUAUCUUAUUUUAAGAAAUAAAGAUUGUUGUAAUUAUG
Syngnathus typhle (broad-nosed pipefish) is the source of this 3041-nucleotide messenger RNA. Its product is annotated as septin-9-like. Gene Ontology annotation, biological process: cytoskeleton-dependent cytokinesis. NCBI's taxonomy places the organism in Eukaryota, Metazoa, Chordata, Actinopteri, Syngnathiformes, Syngnathidae. The coding region runs from base 408 to 2264 and encodes 618 amino acids. Gene Ontology annotation, cellular component: microtubule cytoskeleton; septin ring; septin complex. Gene Ontology annotation, molecular function: GTP binding; GTPase activity; molecular adaptor activity. The transcript is spliced from 11 exons. The record is from RefSeq and is a predicted model, not a curated record.